UGUGCUCCACAUAUCGAUGUGCUAUACAGUUCCUCCUUUCGAAAGCAAACGGCCCACUGCUAACGGUUAUUGAAGAAACACUGAAAAAGUCAAGAGAGUUCUACAUUUCUUUUUCGAAAACUCAACUACUAACAUUGAACUUUCUUCCAUCAACGAUUAGCUCAGAAUUCUCAAAUUUGUGAUCCAAUGGGGCCAAGUUCUUCCUUGUUCUUCCCAUUCUCUCUUCAUUUCUAAUCUUUGAGUCAAAGCUGUCUUGUAAUGGCUGUAGUUCCCUUGGUAGAAUGAACACAAUUAGGUUAGGGUUUCGUUCCUGCCAUGGCAUUGACCCAUAUGACUCUGAGCCUCCCUUCCUUCUGUGGUUGUCGCAGUAUCGCUCUCGAGGAGCAGAGAGACUCGAAUUUGGGUGUUUCUGUCUCUCUUUCGGGCACCGGAAGUGUCAUCUCUAGACUCCAAAACGGGGUUUUUCGCGAAGGUCUCCGGUCGAGGCAUAGAGGUGUUAACCGGCAUGGCAGAUUGAAUAUGACCGAGUUGCAGACGGUUGAGAAUGAUCAGAUUAGGACUGGUGUUGAAAUCCCUGUUACUUGCUAUCAGAUCAUUGGGAUACCUGAUAAAGCUGAGAAAGACAAAAUUGUCAAGUCAGUAAUGGAUCUGAAAAGUGCUGAGAUUGAAGAAGGGUACACCUUGGAUGUUCUUGUAUCUCGGCAGGACCUUUUAAUGGAUGUGAGGGAUAAGCUUCUUUUUGAACCAGAGUAUGCUGGUAAUGCAAGGGAAAAGAUCCCACCUAAAUCUUCGCUUAGAAUUCCAUGGGCUUGGUUGCCUGGUGCUCUUUGUCUCCUCCAAGAGGUUGGAGAAGAAAAGUUGGUUCUAGAAAUUGGCCGAGCAGCUCUUCAACAUCCAGAUGCUAAGCCAUACAUUCAUGAUUUGCUUCUGUCUAUGGCACUAGCCGAGUGUGCAAUUGCUAAGAUUGGUUUCGAGAAAAACAAAGUAUCCCAAGGAUUUGAAGCCCUUGCUCGUGCUCAGUACUUACUCAGGAGCAAAAUUUCUUUAGGGAAGAUGCCACUGUUAUCUCAGAUAGAAGAAUCUUUGGAGGAGCUUGCACCUGCUUGCACAUUGGAGUUACUAGGCAUGCCUCACACACCUGAAAAUGCAGAACGCAGACGGGGUGCAAUUGCAGCCUUGCGUGAAUUGCUCAGGCAGGGCCUUGAUGUGGAGACAGCCUGUCGAGUUCAAGAUUGGCCUUGCUUUUUGAGCCAGUCGCUGAACAAGCUUAUGGCUACAGAAAUAGUAGAUCUUCUUCUAUGGGACAACGUAGCUGCUAUUCGCAAGAACAAGAAAUCACUCGAGUCACAGAAUCAAAGGGUUGUAGUCGACUUUAGUUGCUUUUACAUGGCCAUGAUAGCUCAUAUUGCUGUGGGGUUUUCAAGCAAACAAACAGAGCUGAUCAACAAAGCAAAGACCAUCUGUGAGUGUUUAGUAGCAUCAGAAAGUAUUGAUUUGAAAUUUGAGGAAGCACUUUGCUCUUUCCUUCUUGGGCAGGGAGACGAGUUCGAGGCUAUUGAAAAGCUCCGGCAGCUUGAGAUUAAUUCAGGUCCUGCUUCACAAAAUUUUGUUCUGGGAAAAGAAAUCAAAGAUGGUUGCACUGUGAACCCCUCAUUGGAAAUAUGGCUGAAGGAUGCUGUACUUGGUCUGUUUCCAGAUACACGAGAUUGCUCUCCUUCUUUGGUCAACUUUUUUGGUGGUGAAAAGAAGUCACUUGGUACAAGCAAGCACAGUAAAGGAACUCCCCAAACUAUGCUUAGUGGAAGCCAUAGAAAAACUUUUGUUGUUGCGCCUGAUCCCAUAACUGCUGGAAAACCUCUUCAACAUUUGAACCAUACACGACACCUGGGUCUGGCAGUAAAGCAAUUGGCUCCGACUAACUCAGAGAGCUCGUUAAUGGGAAGCAAGAAUGCUACUGGAGGCAAUACUGCAUCUGUUCAACUGAAGAGAAACCUGGGAUCACACCAUAAGAAAGUUUCGGAAAGCUGGUGGGUCUCAGAUAAUGUGGUUGCGAGGAUCAUGUUUUCUACGAUAUUAGGAUGCUUUGUGUUUGCAACCUUCAAAGUGUUCGGAAUGCAGUUUGGGCAUUUCAGAAGUGGGUCUAGGUGGAACUCCAAUAAACCAAAGAUGGACAUGAAUUACCUUUCUUGGACCAUAAAUCCUUCUCUGGAUCAUCAUGCAGGUCCUGCCUGUAUUGAUGGGAGUAAUAUUGGCAGAAGACUCGGAAAGCUGUUCUUGAUGUUUAGGAAUCAGUUUAAGAAUCCCUUUGGUGGGGGAACCUUUCAGAGUUCAUGGCCUGCUGAUGAACUUUGUCCCUUACAUGAGGCACAAAACAAGAAACCAAUGCCCAUUGAAGAAGCUGAAGCCCUAGUUAAACAAUGGCAAGCCUUCAAAGCUGAAGCUCUUGGGCCCAGCCAUAGUAUUCUGAGCCUCUCUGAGGUCCUUGCUGAAUCAAUGCUCUCUCAGUGGCAGGAUUUGGCUGAUGCAGCAAAAUCUAGGUCUUGUUAUUGGAGAUUCGUUCUGUUGCAUUUGUCUAUCUUGAGGGCUGACAUUUUUCCGGAUGGGACUGGUGGGGAGAUGGCAGAAAUCGAGGCUCUCCUUGAAGAAGCAGCGGAGCUUGUUGAUGAAUCUCAGGCAAAGAACCCAAAUUAUUACAGCACAUACAAAAUUCAUUAUGCUUUAAGAAGACAAUGCGAUGGCUCAUGGAAAUUCUGUAGAUGCCACAUCCAAACUACAAGAUGAUUCAUCCUAAUCAUGAACAUGACUGUUAAGCAGCAGAGUUAGUUCCCUCGGCUCCCUUAUUUAUUGUGUUAUCACUAUGCUUUAUUGUGAAUACUUGGGGGCAUGGAACUUCUGAGUCAAAGGAUAAGAGAGUGUUUCUGUUUCAUCUUGGAAGCUGUGUAUAUGAUGGAACACAAUUUAUUGCUCUGUGGCAUUAGUUUUCUUCGCAUCCUGGUUAAAUUUUCUCAUUCCAGGGGCAUAUCUGGUGGUGGUUGAGGUUCUUAUCAUCAGGUGGUGUUUUUGAACAAAGUUUCUAAAGAAAGCUCAGAUAUGUGAAUCUGCCUUGGAUGGGAUUACCUACAUUUUCUUUGUUUAUGAUGGACAAAUCACAGGUUCCUAAAUGGACGGGAAUGAGAGAAGUCCAUCUGGCUCCCUUGCUGGCCUAGUCAUUCCAUAGAAGAAUUUUCAUUUGAUGUCUGUUCAUACAAGAAAGAUUAGUUUUUGUGCUUGGUUUGUACGGGAUGAGCUUACAUCAGAAUGUUGCAUAAAAGUUUGACCAUUAUAGGAAAAAGAUGCAAGUGCCAUACUGUUUCUCCUUUCUUCGCAAUCUGAAAAGGCUCAUGAACAUCCCCCUCAGUUCAUUAUCACAUUUUUUUCAAGAAAGCUAGUUACGUACCCACCAGAAGCCCUUUCACCCUGGCAUCCUCUGUAGUUUCUGCUGAACUGGCUGUUCUUUUGCCACAAUACAGGUUCCUGUUGCAUCCUGGAUCAUUACAGAGACAGCAGAUUGCAGAAAAGUAUAGUUGCAUGCUCAAUCACUGUUUUGUCUAUGCCAUAUGUUGGUGAUGACUGUCUUGAUUAUUAUUCUUUGCUGAGGUUUUAUUAACCACACCGUUGACUGUUGAUAAUUUUCCAGAUCUCUGGUUUGGUAUCCUGGACUUUUAGAUAAUUUCCAGCA
Messenger RNA from Telopea speciosissima, 3718 nucleotides. Its product is annotated as plastid division protein CDP1, chloroplastic. The record is from RefSeq and is a predicted model, not a curated record. Gene Ontology annotation, biological process: chloroplast fission. The transcript has 12 exons. Gene Ontology annotation, cellular component: chloroplast inner membrane. NCBI's taxonomy places the organism in Eukaryota, Viridiplantae, Streptophyta, Magnoliopsida, Proteales, Proteaceae. The coding region runs from base 316 to 2781 and encodes 821 amino acids.